This is a messenger RNA of Adineta steineri, 1521 nucleotides long. The record is from the annotation of a GenBank genome assembly. Lineage: Eukaryota; Metazoa; Rotifera; Eurotatoria; Adinetida; Adinetidae.
AUGGCAGAUGAUGUGAAAGAAGAUGAAUCAGGUAGUUCACAACUUCCAUCGACUUCACCGUUACCAGUUACAGAAGAAUCUGCUAAUACUAUUGCUGCAUUGGUUUGUAAGAUUCCUUUGAUAGAACAAGAGAGUGCAAAUGUUCCAUCAACUGAUAGUGGUAGUCGUCGACGAAGUAGUUUUUCCAAACUUCAAGCACUUAUUUCUUCCAGUCAUUUACUUCCAAUACCUGCUGCUCGAGGACGAAAUUUUCUUGUUGGAUCCGGACAACAAUUACCAGAGAAUGUGACAGAUGAUCUUUCAUAUUGUUUUCCAAAUGGACGACCAUUAACAAUAAUGAUGGUUACAUGGAAUGUAGGUGAAGCAUCAAAAUUAUAUGAACAAAAUUAUACUCCAACAGAUAGACAAACUGCUGAACCUAAACAACGUAUGUUAGAUGAUAUGUCUGAUAUAUUAUUACCGACAUUUAUUGAUUAUGUUUCGGAUUUAAUUAUUAUUUGUACACAAGAAGUAUCUGUUACGAAAAAAGGACUCGAUUGGGAAGUUUUACUUCAAGAAGUUAUUGGUCCAAAACAUGUUUUAUUUCAUUCAAUUCAUUUUGGUACUUUAUCGUUAUGUAUAUUUUUACGAAGAGAUUUAAUUUGGUUUUGUAGUGAACCUGAAGACGAUGUUAUAAAAUUUCGAGCGGUAGGACCCGUUCGUACGAAAGCUUCUUUAGCUGUUACUUUUAAUCUUUUUGGUACAUCAUUUAUGGUUAUUAAUUCACAUUUUGAAGCUGGUGAAGGUUCUGAAGGUCGAUCAAAUCGACGAUUGAACUUUGAAAAUACAGUGAAUAAAUUAACUAUACCACAUAGUUUCGUUCAACGAACUGUCUUAAUAAAUAAACAUCUAUCAACGGCGGAAAAAACAGAAAGUAUAAGACGUAUUGAAUCAACAACAUCACUUGAUUCUGCUCCAUAUACGGGCGUAGAUAUGACAAAAUCAUGUGAUUGUGUUCUAUGGGGAGGUGAUCUAAAUUUUCGAAUUAAUAUGUCACAUAACGAAGUAGUCGAACUUUGUAAAGAACAAAAAUAUGAUCAAAUUCUAGAGAACGAUGAAUUUCGUACUCACAAAAAGUCAUCUGGUGGUCUCUAUGCAGACUUUAAAGAAGCAACGAUUGAAUUUCCUCCAACAUACAAAUUUGAUCUUCGUUCUACUACGGAUAAUUAUACUAAAAAUCGAACGCCAUCAUAUACAGAUCGUAUUCUUUAUCGAGAUAAACCAACAUCAUUACUUGACUGUACACAAUAUAAAUCAAUUGAAGGUGUGAAACAUUCGGAUCAUAAACCUGUGAUUGCUCAUUUUCGUAUUAAACUUAAACCUGCUUUACAUACAGAAAAUCUUUCAUAUGGAAAAUUUAAUCGUGAAGUUUAUAAACGUGGUUGUGAACAACGUGAACGACAUCAUUCAUUGGGUGUAGGAUUAAGAAAUACUAAACGUCGAACUGCUAAUGCUCGAAGUUCUGUUUGUGUUCUUCAAUGA